Molecule: messenger RNA, 1959 nt
Organism: Saccostrea echinata
Lineage: Eukaryota; Metazoa; Mollusca; Bivalvia; Ostreida; Ostreidae
Product: D-3-phosphoglycerate dehydrogenase-like
Exons: 11
Coding region: 87-1682 (531 amino acids)
Biological process (GO): L-serine biosynthetic process
Molecular function (GO): phosphoglycerate dehydrogenase activity; NAD binding
Source: RefSeq, a predicted model, not a curated record
AAUACAUCAUACAGGGGUUCGAAACAAUCUAUUUUUAACUCCAAGGACGAAUUGACCGGUCUUCUUCUGUAAUCCGAGGCAGCAGCAUGUCAGUGAAUUUGAGCUCCGUGUUAAUUUCUGACGAGAUUGACCAGAAAUGCGUCGAUGUACUUCAGGAAAAUGGAAUUAAAGUGCUGAAAAAUACUAAACUCUCGAAGGAGGAGUUGCUUAAAGAAAUUCCAAAUCAUGGCGGACUGAUUGUUCGUUCAGCUACCAAGGUCACUGCUGAUGUCAUAGCGGCUGGGAAAAGGCUGAAGAUCAUUGGGCGUGCCGGCACAGGGGUGGAUAACAUCGACUGUGAUGAGGCCACCAAAAGGGGAAUCAUUGUCAUGAACACACCUGGAGGAAAUACUCUAAGUGCAGCAGAACUAACAUGUACACUCAUCUGCUGUGUAGCCAGAAAUAUACACAAUGGUGAUCGAGCUAUGAAGGAGAAAAAAUGGUCAGAACGGAAGGCCCUGAUGGGAUGUGAGCUUCAUGGAAAGACUCUAGGAAUUGUGGGAUUGGGUCGUAUUGGGAAAGAGGUGGCACUGAGAAUGCAGUCAUUUGGAAUGAAGACCAUUGGAUUUGACCCUAUCAUUCCUGCAGAAGUCAGUGCAGAGUUUGGAGUGCAGUGGAUGCAGCUUGAAGAGUUAUGGCCCUUGGUGGAUUUCAUUACUGUGCACACACCACUUAUUCCACAAACAAGAAAUCUAAUUAAUGAUGAAGUGUUUGCAAAGUGUAAGAAGGGAGUGAAAGUAAUAAAUGUUGCCCGAGGGGGCAUUAUAGAUGAGGAGGCCCUCCUGAGGGCCCUGGAGUCAGGGCAGUGUGGAGGGGCAGGCCUGGAUGUGUACACAUCUGAACCACCUAAAGAUUUUACGUUAGCCCAACACCCUAAGGUGGUUGCCACACCCCAUUUGGGGGCCAGCACUUCAGAGGCUCAAAAGAGGGUAGCCAUUGAAAUAGCAUUGCAAUUUGUAGAUCUUGUCAAAGGGAAACAACUCUUUGGUGCAAUCAAUGCAAAUGCCAUGACCAAUGCUUUGUCUGAGGAGUCUAGAGCAUGGGUGACCUUAGGUCAGAGGCUAGGUGAACUGGCAGGGUGUGUCGGGGGUCAAGCCACAGGAAAUAUCAAGGUCACAGCAUUAGGUUCUUCUUUAAAACAAGCUGGCUCCUACCUUGGUGCAGCUGUACUAGCAGGGUAUCUGACAACAAAACAAAAACCCGGUGGUGAUGGUGUGACAUUAAAUUUGAUCAACGCUCCAGCAAUGGCCAAAGAACAAAAUUUACAAGUGGAAUUUUUACAAGCUGACCAAUGUCCUGGAACAUACUCAGCCAUGGUGAUCAUUGGACUUAGCGACGGUUUCCAGGCAUCAGGGACAACUUGUAAUGGAGGGGCUGUUCUGUUGUCUGUACAGGGGCAGGUAUUCCCCACACCAGCGUCACUCUCAGGGACCGCUAUUGUAUUCUCUGCAGCAGAAAGCACCCAACUGCUGACAGCUAUUUCAGGAGCUGUUGUUGGAGAGAGUGUUUCCGGUGUAACCCUAUCUUCUGGGGGAGCUGGAGACAGAUGGGGAGUGGUCUCAUUUCUAGCCCCUCCCUCUCAGAAAAGUAUAGAGAACCUCAAAAGUGUGGUCAAAGCAAUGAGUGUAGUCACAUUUCAAUGAACAACAUUUUUUCUAGAAAAAAAAUUUUCAUUCCACAAAUCUCUAGAACUACGCAAGUGAUAAACCAUUCAUAUAUUUCUUAGUUAUUGUUAAAGCAUAGGGACCAUUUUGUUACAAAAUAAACAUCUAGAGUCAAACAUGUCAAAGGUUUUGGGAUCAAAAUGACAUUCUUGUUAACCUUAUUUUAUUUUUACAGCAUUUCUGUUAUUGUUUUUUUUUUUUUUUGGAAACGUGCAAAGAAAAUCAGGUUUGAGAAUAAAUUGAGGACAAAAAUUGA